Molecule: messenger RNA, 2065 nt
Organism: Xenia sp. Carnegie-2017
Lineage: Eukaryota; Metazoa; Cnidaria; Anthozoa; Malacalcyonacea; Xeniidae
Exons: 5
Coding region: 336-1484 (382 amino acids)
Source: RefSeq, a predicted model, not a curated record
UUUCCAAAGUCGAAGAUUAUCAAACCAUGCAGAAAUGCUAUAAAGUGCAACGUCAGAGUAAUAUUGUAUUCAUAUAUUCAAGAAGAAUGAAAGACAAAUGAAGACAGGUGAAAACGGCCAGGUUUGAUUGGCUGUCGAAUUAAGUUCCUUGUUUUGUGAAAUGCGUAAUUAUGUAAAUAGGAAUGCUUGUUUGUAUCAAAUGCAAGUUUACAAUCGUUUUAUUUUAUUUCGAGGAGAAUAGUACACGUAACGCGGCGUCGACUCUCGUUCUAAACAAGAAAACACUGUAUCAUUAUAUACAAACUUGACAAAAUUUAACGUUUUAACAUCUAACGAUGACAUUCUCAGUGAGAAUUUUAUUGCUUUUGUUCAUCUCCUUUGGUAAACUAAAAGCAUCGAUAACUGUUAAUCGUACAACGCAGGACACAUUUACAAAUCCUCUUUGCGAAGAGGGUGUUAACUGCAAGACGGAACAGUGUGCCAGACAUUAUGCUAAAUGUGAAACGAAAUCAUGCGAAGUCUGUAUUUGUGACAAUUAUUCGGCAAAUUAUUUAGCAAGCGAGAAACGUUGUCUCAACGACGACAAAAUUGUUUCACAAACAGUUCCGGAAUACAGUUCGUUUGCAAUAUCCAGGAGUAAUGUAAAAAACGUUUUUCUUGCGGUUCAACCGUCGGGUAUCAUCCAGCGCAAAAGUAUAUACAAUGGAGAUUUACAGGAAACAUGGAUAUAUACGACAUCAUCCCAAUUGUUGAACCUAAAAUCACUGGAGUGUUUAGAUUACAGCAACGGGAUCGCGAGGUCGAUAUCGGUUAAGCCAUGUAAAGCAGGUAAAGAAGCCAUCGGCCAGAAAUGGUACUGCCCAAGUUCAGGAAAUGACUUCUACGGUAAGAUGAACGGAUCCGCUUUAUCUCUGGAUUUUACGAGCAUUCAUUUUCUUAUGUUCAAAACACGUCCACGCUUAAAAACGAAAUGGAUUGCUAAACCAAAAACUGAUGGUGACUUUCGAUCCAUAUGCGAAUUGCCUCUGAAAUACGAAGGUUGUUAUAGAUAUACAGAUGGCUCCUCUGUAAAAAGGAUUGACCCUGGCAUACCGAAAGGUUGUAUAAAAUCAUCUAAAAGACCGGAAUGUUAUACAACAUUGUCCAUCUCGGCACCAUUAUUUGGAUAUGGUGCGUCUCAAAGCACAACUUGCUCUGUCGACUGGUCACGAUCUUUAUUCACUGCCAACAAUGAACCAUGGAUUUCGUUUAAAUCACCAAUUUUCAACCCACGUUUUGAUACACGACAUUUUAAAAAUAUAUCAUUAAAGAUUCACCAAGAAGUAGCAAACCUCUGGGCUGGAACGUUGAUGAAAUUGACAAUUAAUUGUAAUGUACACAAUUUUGACAAUACAGAAGAAACAGUUGAGAGUCAUUGCAUCUUAAUAAAGUUUAAUGGCCGUUUCGAUCUAAGAAAGUGCAGAAUGAAGAAGAUGGCCCAAUAACAAGUAUCCAUGUUUGAUGAUUUGCCAAAAGACAUAUUGUAUGGAAAAUUGAAGAAGUUGAAUUAACAAACUACUGAUGAUAAUAUUGACAUGACGACUAGAUAAAGAAAAGCAAAGAAAAGAUAUCGCAAGUCCGCUUUCGACUGAAGAAGAAACUGAUAUAUAUGAUUGAAUCUGCCUUGUUUGCAAUGGGGGAUAGAACGAAUAUGAAGGCGAAUGGAUUGUUUGCGUGAAUUGUACUGCUUAGGCUCACAAGGAUUACACAUUUGACAAGAUUUGUGUCUUGUGUCAUUGAAUUCCAUCCCUGGUUUUGUUUACUUAUUAAUAUAUUGAUCGAUUAAGUUCAACUCAAACUUUCUAUAAUUUUUUAAUAAAUGAAAAAUCCUAGAUUUUUUGGUAAAAAUUAAGUUGAUAAUUUUUUAUAGAUGUUUUCUACAAUUUUACUUCUUCAGUCCCCUACUAUCUAUUGCGAAAAGGUUCCUAUCUAAGUUUCUCACUUUGCUGCAGGAUCUGGGGAAAGUGAGACACAUCGACUUGUCUGAUAUAAUGGAAAAAUAAAACUCUAUGUAAAAACUGUAAAA